UGGAGGAUGAGCCCGGGGAGAAGCCUCGGGAGCUAAGUCCGGCUUCCUGAGCCCAGCCAUGGGAGCCAGCUCCGCGCCGCUCGCCCGGCGCUGCGUGUCCGCCUGAGGAAGCGCCUGCCCCUGCUCCGAUCGCGGGGCGGGGAAGGGAAAAGUGGGGAGCCCCCCUCAGAGCUGCAGCUGUUAGUGCGUGUGCAGGACUCUCCCCUCCCCCUCGCUGCCGCCGGCCGGACCCUGUGCCCGGCUCCCCGUCUAUAAAGAGGGGUUUAUUCUUGGGCUCCAGUCUCACGCCAAACCCUGUCCCAGCGUCUAGACAAGCUGUCGUGGCUCUAAGUCCAGCUGUCACCAUGGGGAUGGAGCCGGGGCCGCUGUGAAUCUCGUGGAGCCAGACAGAGCGGAGGGAGGGAGCGAGCCGCGGAGGGGGAGAGGCGCCGUGGCCCUUCGGGAGGCUGCUCGCAGGGGCGCAAGGCUGCUCGCCCGGCUGCGGCAGCGGGGAGCCGCCGAUGCUGAGUCCCGGCAGCCCCGGGGGAGCUAUUUAAAGCCACGGGCCUCGCUGGACUUUGUCUCGGCCUAUUUAUGACUCCCCUGGACUUAGCAAGGGGCAGCGCGGGGCAGUAGCGAGCGCUCGGAAAGCAGCCCGGGGCGAGUCCCGGCCGCCGCCCGGGGCCUGUCUGCGCCGGCGGGAGCAUGAAGGGGCCGCAGAGUCUCCUGCUCUGGGCCGGCUGGCUGCUGCUGCAGCGCGGCUCCGGCCAGCCCUACCUCCGCCUCCGGCCCUCCCCGAGCGACAACCUGCCCGUCAAGGACAUCCUGGAGCACCCGGACCCCGAGUACGACCCCAAGGAGCAGGACCUGGACGAGCGGACGCUGAGGAAGAAGCUGGGCAGCAGCUUCGACCCCGCGUUCAUGUCGGUGGCCGCCCCGGCGCCGGGGAACCUCUCCAGCCCGGCGCCCCCGCCCAGGCUCCGGGGCUCGGCGCCGCUGCCCGGCGAGCUGAAGAAGCUGGAGCUGGGCGAGAGCCCCUCGGGGCCCCGCCUGAAGCUGGGCAAGAAGGCCCGGAGGAAGUUCCUGCAGUGGCUGUGGGCCUACACCCACUGCCCCGUGCGCUACACCUGGAAGGACCUGGGCGUCCGCUUCUGGCCGCGCUACAUCAAGGAGGGCAGCUGCUUCGCCGAGAAGUCCUGCUCCUUCCCCGAGGGCAUGUACUGCAAGCCGGCCAAGUCCGUGCCCAAGACCUUUCUGCGCUGGUACUGCCAAGGCUGGUCCAGGCAGAAGUACUGCACCUGGAUCCCGGUCCAGUACCCGCUGAUCUCGGAGUGCAAGUGCUCCUGCUAAGCCGCGCUGGGGAGCCGCCUCCGCCGCGCUGGGCGUGCCCCCUGCUCGGCGUGCCAGGCUCCUGGACGGACUCACCGGGAUCCCAACUGGAGCGAGGGGGCGGUCUCCAUUGCCCUGCAGGAUCCCAACCCCGUUGCAUGGGGAUCUCAGAGGAUCGGUGCACCAGGAGGCAUAAUCCAGCCCAGUACCUAGCUGUCUCUCGCAGUGCAAGUCGCCCCCCCCCUUCCCCUCCCUCUCCCUCCCACCGAGACCCUGAGACUGAAAGGACACACACAGAGAUGGGCACACGCUCACAUGAGGAUCUGUUUGUGCGUUUCUCUCCCCUUAUUACAUCCCUUGCACUGUUUAUGGCUUAUUGUAUUUUAAAUGGCAAAGCAAAACUGAAAGGAACUGCAGUGCAGGCCAGAGGCAAAGCUAAGCACUACAAUCAGAUGUUUAUUUUUAUACAUAUAUAGCGUUCUAACAAAACAAAACAGAGAGAGAGAGAGAGAGAGAGAGAGAGAGAGGGAGUUACCAGCCUUGUAAAUAUAGAGAUUUUAAAAAGAAGGGGGAAAUUGCAGCUGUUUAUUAUUAUUUUAUUUUAUUAUUAUUAUUAUUAUUUUAUUAUUAUUUUAAAGACAUAGGACCACAUUUCAAAUCCAUCCCACUAAAAUCUGAGUACUUCCCUGCAAAAGGGAAGGGGGAAAUUUCCAGUCAAGAUGAUUCAACAAAAAGCCAACACAGAAGCCCUUGAAGAUGUUAAUUUCUAUUUGCUGUAUUUUUGUCUUCUUCAAAUGUUUCAACUGAUCUGCAAAGCUCUCUACGUUUUUUAAAAGUGUUUACUGGUUAAUUACAAAGGAGAUUUUUUUAAAAGUACAAAGUUAUGAAAGAGUGGAGUCUGUUUUGUUGGUUUUGGAAUACAUAUAGUAAUGUAGAGAUGUUAAAAGAAAUUUUCUGUGUACAGUUUAUUUAUUUUUAAUGUUUGUGUAUAAAAAAAGCUAGAGAUUAUGCCAGAAAAUAUUGGAAAUGUUUACUUGAAUAUUCCUUUAAAAACAUAUCAGUGUAAAUAUGAACUAUGACUGAUCAAAACAUUUUUAGCAAUAAACUCUAUCUCUGAAGAAACAAUUACUUAUGCACUACAGAGUUCUGGGAAAGGAGAUUAUGGUGCUAGGUUUCU
This is a messenger RNA of Mauremys mutica (yellowpond turtle), 2485 nucleotides long. Its product is annotated as noggin-2-like. The coding region runs from base 685 to 1329 and encodes 214 amino acids. The transcript has a single exon. Gene Ontology annotation, biological process: negative regulation of BMP signaling pathway; negative regulation of cell differentiation; dorsal/ventral pattern formation. The record is from RefSeq and is a predicted model, not a curated record. NCBI's taxonomy places the organism in Eukaryota, Metazoa, Chordata, Testudines, Geoemydidae.